This is a messenger RNA of Colletotrichum orchidophilum, 2019 nucleotides long. Its product is annotated as pentatricopeptide repeat domain-containing protein. NCBI's taxonomy places the organism in Eukaryota, Fungi, Ascomycota, Sordariomycetes, Glomerellales, Glomerellaceae. The coding region runs from base 1 to 2019 and encodes 672 amino acids. The transcript has a single exon. Gene Ontology annotation, molecular function: protein binding. The record is from RefSeq and is a predicted model, not a curated record.
AUGUUUGACCUCGAAAAAGAGAGGCACAGGACAUACCUGGAGCAUGGGUAUCUCCGCCAUCACCUAACCAAGAAGGAGUUGAAAGACUUUAAUAAUUGGAAGAACGACGUUAAAAGGUUGUACGCAUUCGCAUCAUUUGGCGAUGCCUAUAAGAUCCCAGAGAUUCUCAAAUGGAUCCUGGACCGUCGGGCCGUUGAAGAAGCGAUCGAGCAAUGGGAGAAUUGGACUGAUGAGCAGAGGAAGACGAAGUGGCGAAAGCUCAUGUUCUCUGCUUUGUGGUCUUGUCCUGAUCGGGCUGCCGCUGUCCUCGAAACCACCACACGCGGGUUCAUGGCUCCGGGUUACGCCAUCAGCGACGUGAUUCACUUUCUCUCAAAAUGGCAAAGUCAACGACCUGUUGAUGAAUUCAAGGCACACGCCGAAAUUCUUUGUGACGUGGUUGUGACGGUGUUCAAUCGCUUUCCCCCGGGCUAUGUUGCUCCGAGGCAAAACACCAUCUGGCAGCUGACGAAUGGAGUAGACUUGUUGAGGACAGUUUCCCUCUAUAAGUGUUUGAAGGAAAAGAAUGUCCUUUUCCAUAGCAAUACUCUCCGAAAUAUUGCCAAGCGACUUGCGGCCAGCCCUCAGCACAAGCACGAUGCUCUACAAAUGGCCAUCGAGGCUAUUCCAGAACAAGGCACUGACCUCGACUCGGGAGCGUGGUCAGCUCUGUGUACCUCAAUCUUAAGCCUCAGGCCUGGCCAAAUCAACACCGACGACGGUUUUUCGGCUGCGGACGCGUUUGUCAUCCUUUUGGAACAUGGCUUUGCUCCUAAUAUGGUCCACUAUACGGCAGUGAUCAGGUCGCUGUGUCUGACAGAUCAAAACGAGAUUGCAGAGGAGGUCUUCCAGACGAUGCAACGGCACAACAUUGAACCAGACAUAGUCUUGUGGUCUACUCUUUUGGACGGAGGGAAGAGGGCUCUUUCACCGUCAAACAUCGAAUCUGUCGUCAAGGGGGCUCUCGGGGGCAACGAUAUCGAUGUGCCCUUCUUGAACGACCUCCUGGUUUCCCUGCUUCACUUCUGCAAGGCCGAACCGUCAAAAAACACGCAGUCGUCGCCGGGCUACGUAGCAGCCUUUGGGCCGAUGCUACAUUUUUACUCAAAGAUAUUCCACAUGGCGCCAUUGCAGGCACUCAUUCCCGUGGACUUGUCAAUGUACCUCGACGGCCAACAACGCUUGGACAUACCGGCGAAGUGGCAGUUGGCUCAACAACUGUUUCCUGCACUCGACAUGGCCAUGUCAGCCGUUCAAGACAAAUUGGAUCCGACAGACGCAACCCUGAGCAUCAUGUUCCUCGCUUAUGUGAGGAGCCUUACGCAGCCCAUCAAUCUUAUCUCGCUAUAUGCGUACUUCAGACAGGAGAUUUCAAAGGGCAGCCCAAUCGCCACUAAGCUGGUCCGAGAAAAGGGGACUUUUGCUUACGAUGUCCUAAUUAAAGCGCUCUGUGCGUUCCCCGGCAUGCUCCGUGCCGCUUUAGAUAUCGUCGGCGACAUGCUCAAGUCCACGCUUGAAGAGCGGAGCAAAGCAGUCGACGCAAUGAAACAAUCCUUAGAGGGGAGCGAGGUUACUCCACCCCCCCUGCACCCUGCCCCGAGCGUCUUCACUUGGAGCAUCCUCCUGCACGGCUUCAGCCGAGAGAAGGGUUCCGGAGAGCGAAUCCUCGCCCAAAUGCGCCAGUACGGCGUCGAGCCGAACCUGGUUACCUGGAAUACCCUGAUUGCGGGCUACGCUAGGAACCAGGACGUCAACAAGACGGUGCUGUCCCUUCAGCGUCUCGAGGCUUCGGGCCAUGAGGCGGAUGACUUCACGCUGAGAGCAUUCUCCAGGUUGGUGAAUAGGGAGCUCGCGUUGAAGAAGAUGGAAAAUGCCCUCACCAAAAGAGCGGCGCAGGCAGAUAGGAAGGAGGCCGAAGACAAGAGAAUGGCUUCAAUCAUAUCUGGCUCUGUAGAGAGGCGGAGGCCAAGUCCGUUGUAG